Molecule: messenger RNA, 1764 nt
Organism: Phlebotomus papatasi
Lineage: Eukaryota; Metazoa; Arthropoda; Insecta; Diptera; Psychodidae
Product: venom serine protease Bi-VSP
Exons: 5
Coding region: 260-1678 (472 amino acids)
Biological process (GO): proteolysis
Molecular function (GO): serine-type endopeptidase activity
Source: RefSeq, a predicted model, not a curated record
GAAUUCCUUGGGUCUCUCUCGGUGGAAUUACCGGCGAUUUUGGUGGGUUUCUCUGUUGUGGCGCUUUAAAAAGCUCCCGUCUUGAUGCUUUGGUCAGUUUCUCUCAGUCGCGGUGAUAUCAUUGCCAACAGAAGAUCGCGCAAAAUAAUCCUCUCACUCAGUUUCUGUUUGUUCAAGCAGGUGUGAUUUUCACUGUGAUUGAGGUGUGAUAAAAGUUACCUUUAAUCGUUCAUAAGUGGAAUACUGUUAGUGCUAAAUUAUGAAAUUGAUCGUGUUAUCAGUUCUUCUGCUCCAUUUCGCUGAGUUUAUCAACAGUCAAGGUGAAGAAUGCGUCACGGCGGACAGAACACGCGGAGUUUGUCAGCUAUUGCCAAACUGUCCUUCGCUCAUUCAGCUGUAUGGCGCUAAUCGAGGGAAUCCCCUGAUCAUUAACUAUCUCAUAACAUCACAGAGAAAUUGUGGCAACAGGAAUUUCAAUAGGAAUCCUGUUGUUUGCUGCGGCACCGGAGGAGGAGCACCUGUACAGACCACGACUUCUCGUCCACCUCCCCCUCCUCCACCUACAACACAGAGACCUACUAUCCCAGCUACUCAGAAAAAUCCUGUUACAGAUUCCAGCUGCCGGGAUCCGGCAGGAAACAUUGGAGUCUGCUUAAAUAUUAAAGAGUGCCCUCCAGUGCUAAAUGACUUCCUGGCCAAACAGAAUGACCCUAACUACGUCCGGUACAUUCAACAAUCCAACGCCAAUUGCAACUAUGUCCAGCCAUAUAUCUGCUGUCCUAAAUCCCCGGUUACAGCACCUAUCACUUCUCCUCCUGUUGUCACGCGACCCACUAGUAGUCCUGUAAGUCCCAGUGGACCGAUUCGUCUGUUAACACCAGAGGAAGGAUGUGGAUUCUCCAACAAGACUCACAACCGAGUCGUUGGUGGAGUAGAUGCUGAACUGGGAGGAUGGCCAUGGAUGACACUCUUAGGAUACAAGAACAACUUGGGAGAGAUUGGAUUCAAAUGCGGAGGAUCUAUCAUUACUAAACGACACGUCCUCUCAGCAGCUCAUUGCAUCCGUCCCAGUUUGGAAGUAGCUCGGGUUGGUGAACACAAUCUGGACAUAGAAACAGAGACAAAGCACUACGACAUUCCAGUUGCUAGAUCCAUAUCGCAUCCUGAGUAUGAUCCCAAGGAUGGACAUAGCGAUAUUUCUGUGAUCAUACUGAAGCAGGAUAUCCCCUUCUCGUCUAAAAUCAGUCCUAUUUGUGUUCCCUUCGAGCCUCCUGUUCUCACAAGAAGUUUUGAGGGGUACACUCCUUUUGUAGCUGGAUGGGGAAGGACUCAGGAAGGUGGAAAAUCUGCCUCUAUUCUUCAGGAGCUUCAGCUGCCCAUUCUGAAGAACCAAGAGUGCAUGGAGCGGUACAGAGAUGUCCGGAAGCUCAUCAGUGAUAAACAGUUCGACGAGGGAGUUCUCUGCGCUGGAUACCUUCAAGGAGGAAAGGAUUCCUGCCAAGGUGAUAGCGGUGGUCCUCUGAUGAUUCCCGUUCGUACAGAUAGGACUUUCAUCUACUACCAGAUCGGAGUUGUAUCCUAUGGGAUCGGAUGUGCCAGGGCCAGUACUCCUGGAGUCUACACAAGUGUCCAGACCUAUUCCAAUUGGAUUCAGGAACAAGUCUCAAACAACGUCUAACUUGGAGACUUACCAUUGUUCCCAAUCAUACGCUUUUGUAUUUUUUUACAGUGAGAAAAUUAUUAAAAGAUUUAUUGACUCUAAAA